UUAAUCGAUAUCUAAUUUAUCUAAUGCACAUGAGAAUUAUUGAAUAACUUUUUAUGAAGUGAAUCUUUCAUGUAAUGCAGGCUUACAAGGCGUGUAUAUUUUUAAAUUUUUUUCUAUCAAAACACACUUGUCAAAAAAGGAAUAAUAAUUUUUCAACUCUCAAACAAACUUUUAACUGUUCAAGAGACUGGAAAAAAAUUAAAAUAUAAAAUUUUCUGUCUUCAAAUAUUUCAAAAAAUUUCUCUUGAAAGGAAGUCAGUUUAACAGUAUUCGCAAUAUACUUCACGUAACUAUGGUUUAUAUUAUACAAAAUAAGGAAGAUCUCGACAAGAAGUUAGAAGAAGCCGUUGGCUCAGGCCAAUUGGUGGUCAUCGACUUCUUUGCUAAUUGGUGUGGACCUUGUAAGAUUAUCAGUCCAAAAUUAGAAGAAUUAGCCACACAAUAUGCGGAGAAAGCAAUUGUUUUGAAAGUCAAUGUGGACGAUUGUGAGGAAAUCGCUUUGGAGUACAAUGUGACAAGCAUGCCAACCUUCGUUUUCAUAAAGGAUAAUCAUGUUAUCGAUGUAUUUGUCGGCGGCAACUCCGAAAAGUUGGUUAAAAAUAUGGAAAAAUAUGUUGGUGAACCAAUACCAGUUGAAAUAAUGCCGGAAAUCGUUGAAGUCGAGCAGGCUGUGGAAGAAGAACCUGUACUUGAUUGAAGAUAAUACAAAUAAUUACAACUGAUUUGUUUUGCUGAAUUUAUUAUAUGAAGCUUGAAAUCAAUAUAGAAUAACUAACGCAUUAUGUUUUAUAUUUGCCAAGUUAUGGCAUUUUAUUUCCAAAUGAAUUUUGUACAUUUCUUUAUGUAAAUAUUUUUUUUUUAAUAAUAAUUAAAGGAAAA
Molecule: messenger RNA, 879 nt
Organism: Ceratitis capitata (Mediterranean fruit fly)
Lineage: Eukaryota; Metazoa; Arthropoda; Insecta; Diptera; Tephritidae
Product: thioredoxin-2
Exons: 1
Coding region: 293-697 (134 amino acids)
Molecular function (GO): protein-disulfide reductase activity
Source: RefSeq, a predicted model, not a curated record